Molecule: messenger RNA, 5775 nt
Organism: Trichomonas vaginalis G3
Lineage: Eukaryota; Parabasalia; Trichomonadida; Trichomonadidae
Product: histone methyltransferase activity (H3-K4 specific)
Exons: 1
Coding region: 1-5775 (1924 amino acids)
Biological process (GO): chromatin remodeling
Cellular component (GO): nucleus; chromatin
Molecular function (GO): chromatin binding; ATP hydrolysis activity; starch binding
Source: RefSeq, a predicted model, not a curated record
AUGGUGCGUAUGAAAAUGGUGUUUUACGUGAGAGCUUAUCCAGAUACUGGCUCUAAGCUCAUCAUUGUUGGUGAUACUCAAGAGUUAGGAGCUGGAGAUCCGGAAAAAGCUCCCGAAUUCGAAGAGAUCGCCGGCACAUACAACUACAAGUUAGUUGUGUCAUUCGUACGUUCACCAUGCGAAAAAACUUACCGAUAUGCAAUCAAAAACCCAGACGGAUUAAUCAUCUACGAAGAAAUUCCUCCACGAACAAUUCCAAAAUUCAAAACAGCACUUGUCGUACGCGAAGGCUAUAACACAAAGCCUCCUAGCAGCAUGUUCAUUGCUAGAUUCAGAGUUGCAGCCCAAGAUGCUUUAACGGAUCAAAUGUUCUUAAUUGGCGAUGCUCCAGAAUUAGGUUGCUGGGAGCGCUCAAAUUCCUUACAACUAUUUCCAGCUGAUCAAGGGUAUUUCUCUGUCUCGGUUCCAUUCAAAGUUGCGAAAAAGCCGAUCGAAUUAAGAUAUAAAAUCUUCACUCAAGAAAGUGAGGACGACAUUACAUGGGACUCAAAUGGUGAGUACACCUACAAGAUUGCUCCCCAAAAAGAUGGCCGCCAUAUCAAUAUUAAGAAUAUCUCAUGUUGGGGCUUCAAACCAGAGAUGGAAAGCGAUGAUGACAACGAGACAACGAGCCUCAAGGAGAAGAGGAAGCUGAAAUCUGAAUCUACAGAACCUCUUCCUGAAGAAAAUACAAAGAAAAGGAGGAGGAAAAAGAAAGACGAAGAAGAACAGCCAAAAGAGAAACCAGCCAAAGAGAAAACCGUCAAGAAAUCGAAAUCUUCCGAAUCUACUAAAGAAACUCCGAAGAAAAAGAAAUCCAAAUCUUCUUCGAACGAAGACAUCAAGAAAGCAGCUACCAAGAAGUCCGACGAGCUCUCCACCGGCAAUGAAGAAGAGGAAGACAACAAUCGCCCCGAAAAAGUCGUUCCUUCCGGCUCAAAGAAUAAUUUGAGAGAUGAAGACAUGCAUGUCGGAGAAAUUAGCGAUGACAUGCUUUACGAGACUGACACUGAAACAGAGUCAGAAGAACAACUCAACAACAAUUCUGCGGCAGUUCAGAAAAUUUUCGCUCAUCGCGUUGUAAAUGACGAACAGACAGAAUACUUCGUUAAAUUCUUCAACAAAUCAUACAAAGCGUGCCAAUGGGUACCGAAAGAACAAGUUUUCAGUACAAAACAUGGCGAAAAACUUGCAAAAAGAUAUCAUAAAGAACAUCCGAAAGAAGCACCACCAUUACCAUACUUCAAUCCUAUCUUUGAGACACCAGAGAAGAUUGUUGGCUCUCACGAGAAGGAUGGUGUCACUUAUUAUCUUACAAAAUGGACAAAACUCGACUACGACCAAAAUACAUGGGAAACAGCCGAAUCCCUUGGCUCACCAGAACUCAUUUCCCAGUUUGAAGCCAACAACAAGAUUCCUCCGAUGCAAGAUAGAUUCAUUCCUCCGAAACCAUCUCCAGAAGAGUACAAACCCAUUGAAGACUUCCCACAAUCGAAGUCCGGCUACACAAUCCGUCCUUACCAGAUCGAAGGCGUUUGUUUUUUAGUCAAAUCAUGGUUCAACAACCAAAACGCCAUUUUAGCCGAUGAAAUGGGCCUUGGCAAGACUCUCCAGUCCAUCUCCUUCCUCUACUAUCUCCAUCGCGUUCAAAAAGUAUGGGGACCAUUCUUAAUUAUCUGUCCAUUGUCAACAAUCGAACAAUGGGAGCGCGAAAUCAAAGAAUGGACCACAAUGAAAGUUGCUUGUUACUCAGGCAUCAAACCACGACGUGAUCAAAUGGCCGAAUACGAGUUAUUCUUUUCGGAAACACCAAUUCCGAAAUUCCACAUUUUACUGACGACAUAUGAAUACAUCAUCAGUGACAGGAAUAUCUUCAACUCUAUAGAAUGGCAAGUAAUCUGUAUUGAUGAAGCACAUCGUCUCAAAAACACGAAUUCAAAACUGAUGCAAGCUUUGAAAGAUUACCACACACAAUACAAAUUACUUUUGACAGGAACACCAUUACAAAACAAUAUCACUGAGCUUUGGUCAUUGUUAAACUAUCUCGAUGAAGAAAAGUUUAAUGACAUCGAAGCCUUUCAAGCACAAUUCGGAAAACUAGAAGAACACGAGCAAAUCACUGAAUUGCAAGGAAUUUUGAAACCGUUGAUGUUGAGAAGAAUGAAAAGUGACGUUGAAAAAGGCAUCAAACCAUUGGAAGAAGUCAUUAUAGAGUGUGCGAUGACGCAACACCAGAAGUUGUAUUAUCAAAGUAUAUAUCAAAAGAACACGGAAUAUUUAACAAGAGGCGCACACAAGAACAAUUCAACGAAUUUAAAUAAUAUUUUCAUGGAAUUAAGAAAAGUUUGUAAUCAUCCUUACUUGUUGAAUGGCGCUGAAGAACAGAUUCUCAUAGAAAGAAGAGAUAUGAGUAAAAUACCUGCAAAUGAACCACUUCCCGAUGGAUUUGUCGAAGAAUCAUUGAUAAGAAGUUCUGGAAAAAUGAUUUUACUUGACAAAUUAUUGGCAAAACUGAAAAAUGACGGCCACAGAGUAUUGAUUUUCAGUCAGAUGACUCGCAUGCUUGAUAUUUUACAGGAUUACUUGUAUAACAGAGGUUACGAGUAUGAAAGAAUUGAUGGAACAAUCAGAGGUGAUGAACGACAAAAAGCAAUUGAUAGAUAUAAUAAACCGAAUUCACCUAUUUUUGUUUUCCUUCUUUGUACACAUGCCGGCGGUUUGGGAAUUAACUUGACAUCAGCAGAUACUGUUAUUAUUUAUGACUCUGAUUGGAAUCCACAGAAUGAUAUCCAAGCAACAGCAAGAUGCCACAGAAUUGGUCAGACAAAAGAAGUCAAAGUUUAUAGAUUCAUUACUGCAAACAGUUAUGAACGAAAGAUGUUUGAUAGAGCAUCAUAUAAACUUGGCUUGGAUCACGCAGUUCUAGAAGGAACAGGAAAGCAACAAAUGAAAACAGAAGAUAUAGAAAAACUUCUGAGAUUAGGUGCGUAUUACGCAUUUGAAAAAGAUGAUAAAACAGAUGCAGAAAAAUUUGGUGAAGAAGAUAUUGAUUCCAUUAUCAACAGAUCCACAAAAAUCAAACACACAAAUAUUGGUGCGGGUGAUGGAUCAACAUUUAGUAAAGCUAAAUUCGAAGUUGAUGAUGAAAAUGAAGAUGUAGAUAUCUCUGAUCCCAAUUUUUGGCAGAAAUAUUUGCCUGUUGUCGUUGAAGAUGAUAUUUACGAUGAUAUGACAAUCGCUGAAAGAAGAAGAUUCAAGAGAGAAGUGGAAGGAGAAACAGGAAAGAUACCUGCACCGGAAUUCCCGCUAAGACCAAUCGAGAAAAGAGGAACUCUCGAUUUCUAUUGGUCCCAUAAAAAACUCGAUACAUUAGUCAUCAAUUUGAUGAGAUUCGGAUGGGGAAGAUGGAGAAUUAUCUAUGAAAAUUGCGGUUUUUCAUGCGAAAUCUCCGAAAUCAAAGCUGUUUCUCAUGUCGUGAUCAGUUGGUUAUGCGAAGCAUUUCCAAAUCAAAGCCAAAUCCUUGAAGCUAUUUACAGAUCAGGUAUUUCUCCAGAAACAGAAGUUUUCGAGGAGAAAUUCAACAGAAAGAGAAGAGAUGAUUUCGAACCAAAUCUGAUCAAAGAAAACUCAAAUUGGAGAGUUUCUCGCUUAGAAUUCCUUCAUUUCUUGAAUUCUGCUGUUCAAGGUUGUUCAAAUGCCCCUGAUGACUUGAUUGUUCCAAAUGUUAUUGGUUCUAAACCUGCAGAAUGGUGGACAUCCGCUGACGACAAACUCCUCUUGCACGGUGUCUAUUUGCAUGGAUUUGGAAACAAUGAAAAACUCAAGUUCUCAAGAUCAGAUGGUAUAAACCAAAAAGUUUUGACAUCGAGAUUAAAAUCAAUCAUCAACGGUCUUAAGAACAAUUAUAUCAGAUAUAAAGAGGAAAAUGGUGUAGAAAUUCCUUUCAACUACCAAACUCUUUCAAAGAUAUUCGAUACUCUCUCAAAGAGAGACCACAAAACAAUUAUUUUCAUGCUACAAAAUUACGGUUUUGUAAAUCAUGAAGAAUUCAGAGAAAUUUGCGGUUUGACAAACAAAUCAUUGAAUUUAGUCAGUGAUUAUGUUGACAAAUUAGUUAAUUACUGCCAUGAAUUAGAAGAAUGGCGCAAAGAGAAGAAAGCAGAAGCAGAAUCAAACCAAACACCAGCAAUCACUGCCUCUCAAUCCAUUGACAUUCUCCAGAACAACGAACUAAAAACAACAAUUUCAAUCGAAAACAAAAACAAUACAAAUAAUGAAGAAAAUAAACCUCCAAAAAGUGACGAAAAACCACGAAAAAGUGACGAAAAACCGCCAAAAACAGAAGAAAAUAAACCAAAGGGAGAAGAAAAAGAAGAGAAAGAUGAAGAAGAAAGAGAAGAUCCACCAUGGAUUUUAGAGAAAUUGAUGGUUAAUACAGGUGUCAGAAUCAUUCAAAGAAUUGAUUUAUUUGACAAAGUCAGAGAAAAGUGUGAUGAUCCAAAAUUCACAGGCACAGACAAAGAAAUCCUCCAAUUUGUUGCAGAACAUGGUUUAGUUGAUAUCAACGACAACGCAAGAAUGAAGGAAAUCUUCGAAGGAGAUCCAAGUGAAGGAAAAGUUGUCAAGAAACUGAAAGAUUUAGUUAAAACACCACAUGAAAGGAAACCAAGAAUUUCAGGUCACGAAGCCAAUUUAGAUGGAAAACUUGUUAUUGUUCCUAAUUACGAAGUUGAUGACAAAGGAAAUCCAAUUUUCCCAAUCAAUCUUUCUCCUUCUUCCCGAUUGAUUUCUCUUGGAAAAGUUGUUUACGACAGACCUAAUUUCCACAACGCGAGAUAUCUCUACACAGAUGGUUUCUGCUCCGAGAAAUUAUACAUCUCCGCUGUCAAUCCUUCACAAAGAGUUUGGUAUCGAUCAGAGAUCUUAGACAGAGGCGGCGAAUUCCCUUAUUUCAAAGUCUCUUUAGUUGAUCAACCAGAUAUUUACUGGGAAGGAAAUGCUCCAUCGAAUCCAUGGAUCUGCAUCAUCAGACAGAUCGAAGCGAAGAAGAGAUCGAACAGGGCAUUGACAAUAUCAGGUCCAGACUACUUCUGUCUGACACAUCCAAUAACUAUUUCUCUGAUGCAGAAACUAGAAAACGCCGACAAAUGCGACAAAUACGUCAAACGUCGGUUGGAAGAAGAUCCAAAUGCAAUUGAAUCAUUGCAACAACAGCAACUUUCUGAAGCAUCAAUGAUCUCUCCAAUCAUCAAAGUUGCAAGAGAAAGAUCAGCUAAAAGAGCUAAAAAGAGUUACGCAGAAGAUGAAGGAGAAGAUGAGAAUGAAGGAGAUGAAUUCAACGAAUCAGACUCAGACCAAGUUACAUUGGCAACAAAGAAAUCACCAAAGAAGAAACCAGGAUCAGCGAAGAAACAGUUGACAUUUAAUUUCCAAGGAUUGUUGAAUGCGCAAACAAACAUUCAACCAUCAUUUAACUUCAAACAACCACAGCCAUUCAUACUUCCAAAUGCAUUGAAUCAGCAGCAACAACCACAGCCACAACAGCAACAAUCUAAUUUUGAGAUAUACUUGAGACAAGUCAAACAAGCAUUUCCACAAUUAGAUCCAUCGAUUCAGAUGCAACAAGCAGCGAAUUUCCAGCAACAACAAGCAAUGAUUCAACAGCAACAGGCAUUGCAACAACAAGCAAUGCAACAACAGGCAAUUCAACAACAAAUGAUGCAACAACAACAGUAA